Nannospalax galili (Upper Galilee mountains blind mole rat) is the source of this 7406-nucleotide messenger RNA. It is a transcript of the gene Inpp4b, whose product is annotated as inositol polyphosphate-4-phosphatase type II B. The coding region runs from base 531 to 3314 and encodes 927 amino acids. Gene Ontology annotation, cellular component: cytoplasm. The transcript is spliced from 26 exons. Lineage: Eukaryota; Metazoa; Chordata; Mammalia; Rodentia; Spalacidae. The record is from RefSeq and is a predicted model, not a curated record. Gene Ontology annotation, molecular function: phosphatidylinositol-3,4-bisphosphate 4-phosphatase activity.
CCCAGGCAGAAGAGCAACUUCUGCUGGACGUGCGUAGCGGGGUGACUGGCAGAGAGGCAGAGGCCAGCCUGGGAGCCCCAGAGCUGCGCGAACUCGGGAGCAGCAGCCCGCGUCCUGCGCCGCCGGCUCUCAUCCUCCCGGGUUCUCAGCCCCGGGUGCUGAGGCUCGCCUCUAUAAAUAGCAGGUUACAGCUCCUGCUCCGCGCGCACACGCUCCAUCUGGGGAAAGCAGGAAAGUCAGCGGAAAAGUGUCUGUGGCUGCUGUUGCCCCCUACUCAGCCUCCUGGAGAGAACGCAAAGAAAUGGUGUCACCUGGCAGGAGCUCUGUGCUGUUUUAUGAAAAGUCAGACCAAGAUCCCUGAAAACAGAAAAAGAACAAAGAGCGGAGCUGUUGAGAAAUACAGCAUAAACCAGAGUUUUACAGUGGGAUAUAUCUUUACUGUGAAGAUACACGGACGCUAAAACAGAAGCCAUUAACUGGUGCCAUUUGGACAAAGAAACUUGGAAAACUGACCGCUGUGUAGGUUGAUCAUGGAAAUCAAAGAGGAAGGAGCUUCAGAAGAGGGCCAACACUUUCUUCCUACAGCUCAGACAAAUGACUCUGAGGACAUGCAGUUCACAAGCAUUCAGAACAUUCCCAACGAGCCACAGCUGGAAUUCAUCCUUGCGUGCAAGGAUCUCGUGGCUCCUGUGUGUGAUCGGAAACUGAAUACAGUGGUGCAGAUCUCAGUAAUCCACCCGGUGCAGCAGAGCUUGACCAGAUAUGCCAGCACUGAAAUUGUGGAGGGAACAAGAGACCCACUGUUUUUGACGGGUGUCACAUUCCCAUCUGAGUACCCCAUCUAUGAAGAGACCAAAAUAAAACUGACAGUCUAUGAUGUCAAGGAUAAGUCUCAUGACACGAUUCGAACCAGUGUCAUUCCGGAACACAAAGAUCCCCCACCAGAAGUUGGGAGAAGCUUCCUGGGCUAUGCCAGUUUCAAAGUAGGGGAGCUGCUGAAGUCCAAGGAGCAACUGCUGUCCCUGAGUCUGAGAACCUCAGAUGGUGGCAGAGUGGUCGGCACCAUAGAAGUCAGAGUCCUGAAGAUGGGGGAGAUUGAGGAUGGGGACACAGAUCACAUCACAACAGAUGUGCAGGGACAAAAGUGUGCACUGGUGUAUGAAUGUACAGCUCCAGAAAGUGUGAGCGGAAAAGAUAACUCACCUUUUUUGAGUACGGUGUUAAAGAAUCCAGUUUGUAAAUUAUAUAGAUUUCCCACAUCUGACAACAAGUGGAUGCGAAUCCGUGAGCAGAUGUCAGAAAGCAUACUUUCUUUCCAUAUUCCUAAGGAAUUGAUUUCCCUUCACAUAAAAGAGGACUUGUGUAGAAACCAGGAGCUGAAAGAACUUGGGGAACUGUCCCCACACUGGGACAACCUGAGGAAAAGUGUCCUUACUCACUGUGAUCAAAUGGUGACUAUGUAUCAAGACAUUCUGACAGAACUUAGCAAAGAAACAGGGUCCUCUUUCAAAUCAAGUAGUAGCAAAGGAGAGAAAACAUUAGAAUUUGUUCCUAUUAAUCUCCAUUUACAGAGGAUGCAUGUUCAUAGCCCUCAACUGAAAGACGCUCUCUAUGAUGUCAUCACUGUGGGAGCCCCAGCUGCCCAUUUUCAGGGAUUUAAGAAUGGUGGUCUUCGAAAACUACUCCAUAGAUUUGAAACUGAAAGAAGGAACACUGGAUACCAGUUUAUUUACUAUUCACCUGAAAACACAGCGAAAGCAAAAGAAGUUCUCAGCAACAUCAAUCAACUACAACCUCUUGUAGCAACUCAUGCAGACCUCCUGCUUAAUUCUGCAAGCCAGCAUUCUCCAGACAGCUUGAAGAAUUCUUUAAAGAUGCUUUCAGAAAAAACAGAGCUCUUUGUACAUGCAUUCAAGGAUCAGCUGGUAAGGAGUGCUCUUUUAGCUCUCUAUACUGCAAGACCAGGAGGGAUCCUUAAGAAAUCAACCUCUCCUAAAGACAGUGCAGAGGAGAGUAGUCCUCAGGACCAGCCACCUCCCAUGAGAAGGCAGGACUCUAUACCUCAUCAUUCAGACUAUGAUGAGGAAGAGUGGGAUAGGGUGUGGGCCAACGUGGGAAAGAGCCUGAACUGCAUCAUAGCUGCUGUGGACAAGCUGAUUGAGAGAGACUGUAGCAGUGAAGAAGGUGCUGGUGGCGGCCGUAGCAAAGAUGGAGAAAAGGACCUUUCACUAGAAGAUUCCACUGCCUCUCACACAAGGGAGGACUGGUAUGAACAGCUACAACCCCUUAUCCUGACCCUGAAGGAAUGCAUGGGAGAAGUGGUGAGCCGAGCCAAGCAGUCCCUGACAUUUGUGCUGCUUCAGGAACUAGCCUACAGCCUGCCCCAGUGUCUCAUGCUAACACUCAGAAGAGACAUUGUCUUCAGCCAGGCGCUUGCUGGAUUGGUUUGCGGAUUUAUCAUUAAAUUGCAUACAAGUUUGCGUGACCCUGACUUUCUUCAGCAGCUUGGCAGCGUGGGGCUGAUGGUGCAGUAUGAAGGGCUGCUGAGCACCUACAGUGAUGAAAUUGGAAUGCUGGAGGACAUGGCUGUUGGCAUUUCAGAUUUGAAGAAAGUUGCAUUUAAAAUAAUAGAAGCCAAAUCCAAUGAUGUCCUGCCAGUUAUAACAGGAAGACGUGAGCACUAUGUGGUGGAGGUCAAGCUUCCAGCUACGAUGUUUGAGUUGCUUCCUCUCCAGAUUAAAGAAGGACAGUUGCUUCAUGUGUAUCCAGUUCUGUUCAAUGUUGGAAUCAAUGAACAGCAGACUCUGGCUGAGAGGUUUGGAGACGUUUCUUUGCAAGAAAGUAUUAAUCAAGAAAAUUUUGAGCUUGUAAAAGAAUAUUACUCAACAUUUUUGGAAAAGAUGCCUCCUGAUUAUAUUUCACAUUUUCAGGAACAAAAUGAUUUACAAGGAUUAUUAGACAAUCUACAUCAAAAUAUUCAAGUGAAAAAAAGAAAGAAUGUAGAAAUCAUGUGGCUGGCGGCAACGAUUUGUCGAAAACUCAAUGGUAUUCGUUUCACCUGCUGUAAAAGUGCCAAAGACAGGACAUCAAUGUCGGUGACACUGGAACAAUGCUCCAUCCUGAGAGAUGAGCACCAACUCCACAAAGAUUUUUUCAUCCGCGCACUGGACUGUAUGAGAAGAGAAGGAUGCCGCAUAGAGAAUGUACUGAAGAAUAUCAAAUGCAGAAAAUAUGCUUUCAACAUGCUGCAGCUGAUGGCUUUCCCCAAGUACUACCGACCUCCAGAAGGGACUUAUGGAAAAGCUGACACCUAAGUUUACCAACAUGUAAAUACAACAGGAACACAAACACAUUUCAGUUGGAUGAUCUCAACCUUGGUCUUUUAGAAACGUUUAUUGUUAUCAGUUUGGGGGAGGAUGUGCUCAUGUGUGUGCACUCAAAUCAAGGAAUUAUUUCAGUAGUCAUAAGUUUAUAACUCUGAAAGAAAUGCAGUUUUGAAAUCUUAUUUUGCAUUGCCAUUUCCUGUCUAUUUGUGCUCACCCUCAGUGGAUGAGGUUAGUUCAGAAAGUAUGGAUUUCAUUUGCAGAGUACCUAAAUGAAACAUGUCCUGAGAAAAGAGAUGUCUUCCAUAGUGCCAGAGUUGACUCGGAGAAUGCUAGGCUCCAUCCAUCAAAGCUGAGGAGAGGAGCAGGCAGUUUAUGUGAUGUUACUUCAAAGUCUCCAUUACAGAAAACCUUACUGCACAGCUUCCUGUACUUUAUAAAAUCUUUAUAGCAAUUUCAAUUAGGUAAUGUUAACUCAUGACCUUGAUUUUUGAUACAGUUUGCAGAUAAUGUUUGUACAUACCUUUGUCAUCCAGUCCAGAUGACUCUGCCUCAAAAACAGUUAAAGGGACAGUAUAAUAACAGCAGCGAAUAUACCUAUCAAAACCUUGGGAUCUUAUUAAGAAAUCUGAUUUGAGUUGCACAACCCAACUAUGGACAAGACAGCCCAGAACUUUUAAUAAUAUAGUAGGCAAAAUACUUAAAGUAAUUCAAAUUGCAAGGGAAUUAAGGAUGAAAUUAAAGAUGCAGACAGCUACUGCUCCAAAUGAAAAUCUCAUCAACUUGGAUUUCAUGUGGAAAAAUUCAUGAGAGUGAGAGAAAUAUCUUUGAGGUGUUUCCCAGCUGUCAUCUCAGUGUGAUUUUGCAGUCUGACAUAGAUCAGUAUGCUUGAAGUGGAAAACCUUUAACACAUGUGCAACCAUAAACAAUGAAAAAUUAACAUAAUAAUUUUAGCUAAUUUGAAUUUCAAAUUUGUCAUUACAGUAAAAUAGCACCAUAUGUAAGAUUUCUAGCUUUCCAGAUUAGUAGAUUCCUUAGAGAUCAUAUUACAUAUUACCAACAUUAGAAAAUGGAUAAAUUAAGGCAGAUCACUUUAGAGGUUUGCAGAAUCACAGUUGCAAUCUCACCUUAUGACUAUUUUUAAAUUUUUUCUGUGGUUUCUUUAGUCUCCAAGUUGCUAGACUAUGUAUGAAAAUUAAGAGAGGAGAGUUAAAGAUAAUUAGAAUUCAUUACUGGAAUUGAAAUUUCAGAGUAAAGAAAUCUGAAUAGCUCUAUUUUCUUUCCCCUUUGCCCCAGUGGCAUCCAGAGAGUGUUACAUUUCUAGAAAUCCUAGAGGGUUCUUAAACAGAUACCUCUUAGCUGUGACUACAUUCAAAGGGUGACAGUAAAAUCUUGAUAAAUAAGAUGAUAACUGCUUGUCUAAGAUCUUUCCUUAUUCAAGUAAGGAUUUCAAACAGAUCUCUAGGCCAAUGGAGAGCUUUUCAAAUGGAUACAAGUAGAAAAUAAUCCUCUGAAGCUGUUCUUGGUAGAAGCAUCAAUUUGUUAUUUUUCCUAAUGACCUAUGUUCAUUAUUGAAGUAGUUGCCAAACUUUUAUAGCCCUUUAAAUAAAGACCUGGGUCUACACAUGGGAACAGCUAUCUUGAAAUACAGCUAUCACUAUUGAAUCUCACACUCCAUUUCAAAAAUAUAAUAUAAUGUUUGAAAAUUUUAUUUUAUUUCAAGAUGCUAGAAUUUUGGGCUAGUUUUAUUGAUGAAUUAAAUUCAAGAUAAAAAAGAUUUGAGAUGGCAGAUUCUGUUUAGUAUAUUAAGUGGUGGUGUAGAUUCCAGGAGACCUGAUAAGAUUUAUCAGCCCAUGAAUAUUUUAUAAAUAUUGAUUUUUGUUUAUAUCUUUUAAAUUAAGCCUCUUAAAUAUUGAAAAAAAAUAUCUGAAUAGCCAGUAGCAGGGUUUUCCAAUUUUAGAAGACAUUUCACAGAUCUUUUAUUCCUUUGUCAACAAAUUCCAAUAUAGAGACACAAAGGGCAGAUCUUAGUAUAAGGCAAAUGCAAAUGAAUUUUCACUUUUUAUCAGCAGCAUCAUCAGCAUUUCCUUAUAAAAGCUUAAAUUUGUGCAUCCUUCCAAGAGAGAAUUUCACUAAAAAAACACAUUUCCUAAACCUUAUUGCUGUUCUCCUGAUAGUCCAAAUAUAUUCAGACAACCACUUUAUGAUUAAUCAUUACCAAGGCUUUCAGAAACAAAUAUUAAACAGCCUAUUUUAAAAAUCUCCCUGUAUAGCCUUAGCCAUGGCUUUCCAUCUUCGUCUCAUUUCAGAUGGGUACAGCAAGCAAAGCCGAGCAGAGCAUUUUGAGCCAAAUAACCAAGAAAAUAGCAUUUUCAGACAAUUUAGCAUUUUUUUCUUUCUCACCAAUAUUUUUUUCCUUUUCACAAAUUCAAAUAUCAAUUCUUGAUCAAUCAUUUGCAGAGCCCUAGAAGAAAAUUAUUCAAAGCACAAAAAGACACAAUAUGGAUUAUGGAUGAUGCAGUAAAUGAACGUCUAGGGUAUGAAAAUGUCCCCAGGACAGCUAAAACACAUAUUUGAAAUAUUUAAUUGAAGCUGAGCUACACUUGUGUGCAUUCACUCAUUAAAUUCUCAUCUUUGUUUUACUUCUUAAGUAUUACAGUGAGCUUUGCGUACAUACUGCAAAACUGUCUUCUAGAUGCAAAUAGUUUGGUCAGUCUGAUAAUCCAAGGGUUCCCAACAACCAUCUGAUGCAGGUAACAAAUUAUACUAAAACUACCACAGCCUGGUCAAAGUAUUGCUUCAUUUUGCUGAUCUUCAGCAUGUCAUAAUUCUAACACUUCUGACAGACAAUGAAGACUUGAAAGUUAACACUGACAGGAGGAUCAUCCCUAUUUUUCUUAUUUUGUGUUUUUCAUAAAAUAAGACUCAAGAUGAAAAAGGAAAAAGAAAACCAUUGUGAUUUUUGUAGGGCCAUGAUUGUCUCCUUGAAUAAAUCAAAUCCCUCCCUAUUUAAAGAUGCUGUGCCAAAAGAGACAUGUCCUCUGGUGUGUCCUAACAGUUCUAUUGAUUCCUGGGAAAUGGUCAUGACUUUUAUAAGUUAGCUUCUACAAACGCUCAUGAUUAAACAUUGUUAUUAAAUAAAUUGGAUAUAUUUAUUUAAAAGUAGAAUGACAAGUAAAGCUUAUUACUUCCUAAUUAUUCUACCAAGUUUUGCUCUUCAUCCCUGGAUGAUUUUAGCUGAUCUGUUUUGGCUUUUAUCCUCUGUAAGGAAUCCUACUAGUCUAUAAAGUAUUUUGAACACUUACAUUUUAUUCAGAAUUAAACUAUUAAGUUAGAGGGAUCAGUUUAAAGAGCAAUCACUAAUGUGCUGAAGGAGAUCUUAGCAACACAGCCUUAGUAUAUGUAACAACUCUGGACUAAAUUCAGAGAAAUGUUAAAUUCACCAGAAUAUCACUGAAAAUAUGAUUCAUUGCCAAUUUUAAAAAUGAUAAUUAUGGCACUUGCUGAAAGUAGGUAAAACAGUAACAUAUUACUAUGCCCAUUGUCUAAUAAAUGAAGCCCAGAUUAAACCCACUGUUGGAUGAAAUAAAUUAAAUGCUGGCAGUAGGCUAGGGCACCACAGAUUUUAUAGGAGUUUGAUUUCCAAGCAGGAUGGUGUUCUAUUUUAGUUGAGUAUAAAGGACUCAUUUUGAAGUCUUUCAAGAAAUAAAUGAACUUAUAACACACAUUUAAGAAACUGGUCUGUGAGAAACUGUGGUCAGCAGUUGUAGAAGGAAGCAAGCAUGUUGGUCACAAAGCAUCCUUAAUAGCUAGGACCUUUAUAAAUUAUACACUACUCACUACUAAAAAAAAUAAUUUGCUAUGAAUUUGCAUAUUUGAUUGACAAUUUGUCAUAAGUUCACAUUCAUCUAGCUUGCCUGAAACCUGUGUAAGUUACAGCCCUGCUAUUUAUGCUUUUAUAUUUUUAAAUUUACAGUUCCAAUAUAUUUUAUCUUUUGUUUCUUUGGAAGCUUGAAAUCAGAAAAUCUCACGCAAAUAUGUUUCCUGUAGCAAAAGGGUUUUAAGAAAUGAAGAUAAAACCAA